AUGACCAGGGUUACUCUGGCCGAACGAUCAAUGGGUGGCGAUGGCCCAAUAAGGACGGGUUUUGUGGUCUCGACGAUCGACUUCCCACCCAUUGAGAUCGUCAGCCAGGAGUACUUGAUCAAGUGGAAAAGAAGCGUGAUGAGUCGGUGGGGACACCGCGGCCUGGCGACGUCAAUGGUUUCGGUGCGGUCUACUGCUGCGCGAUCGCGGCGAGUUCAAGGUAGACGACAACCGGCCGAACAAGCGUCGUCGGGGCUCAUCUACAAGCGCCUCGUCCGAUUGACGAUGAUCGCUUGGUGUGGCCGACUCUCGCUGCGAUCAGCGAGUGACAGCAAAAGG
Molecule: messenger RNA, 339 nt
Organism: Saprolegnia parasitica CBS 223.65
Lineage: Eukaryota; Oomycota; Saprolegniomycetes; Saprolegniales; Saprolegniaceae
Exons: 1
Source: RefSeq, a predicted model, not a curated record